AUGUUGUCACGCCGAGCAAUAGUCUCCAUCAGCAGCAAACGUGGGCUGCUAUCACCAUCUUCGAGAGUAUUAGCUCACGCAAAACGCCCACUUGGAUGUUGUCAUCAGCAGCAGCAAUGGAAGAGCACCUUGUCCCUUGACAACGCACAAAAUCACCAACUUCACAACUCGGAAACGAAGAUUCAACCAAAGAAGAAACUGCCCGUGCCGGAUUUUAGUGAUGCCAAGGCCGCCUAUGAGACAAAGACCACCAUGGAAUUGGUCCGUGCGAUGACUGUAUUCCAGCUCUGUCGUAUCCCAAUUUUGGUCAAACACUCCGAGAUGCUCUUGGGUCUCUCUCGAAAAGUGCUUGGGGCAACAAUCUCCGAUGCCAUGCUCAAAGCCAGUCUCUUUGGACACUUUUGCGGCGGUGAAAAUGAAGAACAAAUGAGGCCUGUUCUCAAACAGUUACAGAGUAGUGGAAUUGGUAGCAUUUUAGAUUAUGCAGCAGAGGAUGAUGGAUCAGGCAGUGCCAGCAACGAAAGUGACAGCGCAGACACGACAACUACUCCCGUUGUGGAAACGGUAGAUCAGGUUUUUCAGGAUGCCAUUCCCAAAGCUCGAAUGUAUGACUACGAGUCUGAACACCAAUGCGAUCGUCACGUAGAGACCUUCAAAAAGUGCAUUCGAAGCGUCAAAAACCUUGAUGCGGACGGGUUUGCAGCCAUCAAAGUAACAGCCCUGGGCAACCCCAAGCUUUUGGAGAAAAUGUCCCGAGCGCUACGAGAAGUGAAGAACUUGUACAGCAAGUUUGAUGCUGAUCAAGAUGGCUUCAUUUCUAGAGCAGAGUUUGAACAAGGCUACAAGUUCUUCUUUCGCGAUGACGUGGAAACAGACCUAGACGAAAUGUAUGAAGUGCUCGAUCCCAACCAUACAGGCCGAGUGGAUUUCAUCACAUGGUCGAUGAUGUUGAAACCCAUGGACCUUCCCAAGAUUACGGCCAAGUGCCGCCAAAUUGGACCCCUCUCAUUGGUGUCGCCCACAGAAGAGGAAGUGGAACUCAUGGAGGCAAUGUUCAACCGAGGGCAUGAACUGGCGAAAGAGGCCUCGGAAUGUGGAACGCGUCUCUUGAUUGAUGCAGAACAGUACCGAUUUCAACCGGCCAUUGACAACUUGGUGCUAGAUCUAGAGCGAAACUACAAUGCAGUGGACAAGACAGACAAACCAAUUAUUUACAACACCUACCAAUGUUAUCUCAAGGAUACCGCUGAACGGUUGAAAACCGAUAUGGAAAGAUCCGAGCGUCAUUCGUUUCACUUUGGUGCCAAGCUCGUUCGGGGCGCAUACAUGGAAGGCGAGCGUGCCCUAGCGGAGUCCCUGGACUAUCCAAGCCCAAUCCAUGAUACCAUUGAAGACACUCAUGCCUGCUACAAUGAUUCGGUCGACUUUUUACUGCGUCAAAGCGUCGAGGCGGUAGAUGACCGCAAGGUGGAGCUCAUGCUGGCAUCUCACAACCAAGGGAGCAUUGAAAAAGCUAUCCAAACAAUGGAUGAACUCGACAUCGAUCCCCAAUCUUCGACAAUCUCGUUUGCCCAGCUCUAUGGAAUGCAGGACAUGCUCACGUACAAUUUGGGACAGAACGGAUUCCGUGCCUACAAGUACGUUCCGUACGGUGAGGUUGGUGAAGUGAUGCCCUACCUGAUCCGUCGAGCCAACGAGAACAGCGCAAUUGCGGGUGGAGCUGCGAAAGAACUGUGGAUGAUCCGCACAGAACUCAAGAGGCGCAUGUUUGGUUAG
Messenger RNA from Seminavis robusta, 1776 nucleotides. NCBI's taxonomy places the organism in Eukaryota, Bacillariophyta, Bacillariophyceae, Naviculales, Naviculaceae. The record is from the annotation of a GenBank genome assembly.